Penaeus chinensis is the source of this 1746-nucleotide messenger RNA. RefSeq names its product BUD13 homolog. The record is from RefSeq and is a predicted model, not a curated record. Gene Ontology annotation, cellular component: U2-type spliceosomal complex; RES complex. Gene Ontology annotation, molecular function: RNA binding. The transcript is spliced from 3 exons. Lineage: Eukaryota; Metazoa; Arthropoda; Malacostraca; Decapoda; Penaeidae. Gene Ontology annotation, biological process: mRNA splicing, via spliceosome. Bases 87 to 1667 code for a protein of 526 amino acids.
GAAAUAAUAAUAGGUCCGUUGUGCAUGCACCUCAUGUAAACAAAAGGCUGAAGAGCAUCUUUGGAGGAGCUCGGCUCUGCGCACAGAUGGCGGCCCCAGUUAGCCAGAAGGAAUACCUUAAACGUUACCUGAGUGGUGGUGAUGAUGACAAAAAGAAAAAGAAAAAGAAAAAGAAGGACAAAAGUGCAACAUCUAGUAAAGGAAUGAGGAUCAUUGAAGAUAAUUUUGGCUUAGACAAUGUUCCCUAUGGCUACACUGAAGAGGAUGAUAACCCUACAAUUGCAGAAGUGACAUAUGAAGAUGUUAAGAUAAAGCACAUGGAGGAAUUUGAGAAAAAUAAAAAAUGGAAGAAAAUAAUUACAGACCAAGAGAGAGAAAACCAGGAACGCAAGAGAGAAGGGGAUGACAUCUCCCCCCCACGAAGGCAGAGGCAUGAUUCACAGUCACCUUCACCUGAGAGGUUUAACCCAGAAAUUGGAAGGAAGCAUGAUUCUCAUGAAUCACCACUGAGAAGGAGAAGACAUGAUUCAGAUGACUCACCGCAGAGAAGAAGACAUGAUUCAGGCGAGUCUCCACCAAGAAGAAAGAGACAUGAUUCAGAUGCCUUGCCCCCAAGAAAAGUUGGAGAUCCAGAUGCUUCACCUCCUAGGAGAACAAGACAUGAUUCAGACACAUCCCCUCCUAGGAGAACGAGGCAAGACUCGGACGCAUCCCCUCCUAGGAGAACGAGGCAUGAUUCGGAUGAAUCUCCUCCUAGAAAAAGAAAUAUUAAUGCUUCGCCUUCACAUAGAAAAAGGCAUGACUCAGAUGGAUCUCCUCAGAGAGCUGAUUCGGACACAUCACCUCCAAGGAAAAGACCAAAUGUUCCUGUUUCAACAUCACCACCAAGGAGAAAGAGGAAUGACUCUGACUCAUCACCAGUCCGUAGAAAGAGAAAUGAUUCAGAUGCAUCACCACCAAGGAGAAAGAGAAAUGAUUCAGAUGCAUCACCACCAAGGAGAAAGAGAAAUGACUCUGAUUCAUCGCCUCCCCGACGGAAGAGAAAUGACUCUGAUUCAUCGCCUCCCCGACGGAGGGGGAAUGACUCUGACUCUUCCCCACCAAGAAGGAAAGGGGCACCUCAAAAUAGCUUGCCACCUCCGGGUGCUUCCAAGGAGGAGCGCCUUGAGCGCAAGAUGACCACCCAGGAAUACCUGCGGGCCAGGAAAUUUGGGAAGCUGAAAAAGGAUACCCCAGAGGACCUGGCCCGGAAAGAGCGGGAGGCCGUGCUUCAGAAGAAGGCUGAGGUGCAGCACCAGCAGUGGAAACAUGGUGUGAAGCAGGUGCAGGCCUACCAACAGAAGUUGCAAGAUGACCAGCAUGAGAUGGGCAAGGCCUUUGCACGAAUGGCUGAUGAUGUGGACAUGAACACCCAACUCAAGCAGGUCACACGCGAGGAGGACCCUAUGCUGGAUUACAUGAUGAAGAAGCAGGUGAAAGAGACCAAACAGCCCCUGAAGCCCUUGUAUAAAGGCCCUUUCCCUCCAAAUAGAUUUAACAUCAGACCAGGAUACAGAUGGGAUGGUGUUGACCGUUCCAGUGGCUUCGAAAAUCAGUGGUUUGAGAAGCAGAACAACAGGAGAGCAGUUGAGGAGGAUGCCUAUAAAUGGAGUGUUUCUGACAUGUAGACUUGGGGCUUAUGAUCAUCAAAACUCAUAUUUUGGAAUAUUUUAUUUCAAAUCUGAUAGAUCUUCACACUAAUUUCAA